Molecule: messenger RNA, 4920 nt
Organism: Myotis lucifugus (little brown bat)
Lineage: Eukaryota; Metazoa; Chordata; Mammalia; Chiroptera; Vespertilionidae
Gene: STC2
Product: stanniocalcin 2
Exons: 4
Coding region: 1145-2053 (302 amino acids)
Biological process (GO): intracellular calcium ion homeostasis
Cellular component (GO): extracellular region
Molecular function (GO): hormone activity
Source: RefSeq, a predicted model, not a curated record
CAUUUCCAUGAGAUGGCCGGAGAGUCCAGGGAACCCGGAGCGGGGUGGUGAGUAGCGCUGGGGGAAAAUGGAAGUGUUUGGAGACAAGUAAAGUUGCCUUUCAAGCUCCGACCUCCAGGGCGAGCGAUGCUCCGCGGGGCGAACUCAGAGCCGCCUGGGCCUCCCUGCCGCCGACGUGGAAGCCAUGCAAGUCCCGUCUGUCACCUGGGUCCCCGCAGCCGAGCCGGAGUGGGGAGAGGCGAGAAAGCAGCGCCCUCCGUGUGGCACGACCCACCACGCGGGCCAGGAAGAACGGGGAGAGCUGGGCGGUGGCUCGGGCCAAGUCCUACACCUAGUGCUUCUGCUCUUAAAUAGUUUGAGGGGUUUUUAACGCAAAGCGCCGCAACGCCAGGAGUUCCCAUAUGUGCUCAGUCUGCCCUUGGCAUCCCGGGGUCCAGGAAACUCCUCCGGUCUGCCCAGCGCUGGGGGCUGGGUCUCCCGCUCACACGGCGGGGAGAGGAAACUUGGCGGGUCCGGUGCGGGUGUGCAGCCAGCCGGGCCCGGGGGACGCCGUCCCAGGGCAGACCCUCCCUCUCGCCUCUUUAGUUGCCACCGGAGCUGCGAUUCGCUUUUGUCUUUAAGCCGGUGCGGCCAUUGCCCCGGAGCCCCCGCACACGCGCACGCCUCCCGGGCCGCGCUCACCGCACUCACACACACGCACGCACGCACGCACACGCGUGUCGGCCAGCAGGUCCGCAACUUUGUGGGGCGCACCCCGCGGAGCUCGGCGCGGAGUAGUUGGGCGCAGGCCCCGCCCCCCGGCCGUGUUGUCAAACGGGCCGGGGUCUCGGAUUGGUCCAGCGGCCGGGACAACACCUGCUCGACUCCUUCAUUCAAGUGACACCAGAGCUUCCAGGGAUAUUUGAGGCACCAUCCCUGCCGUCGCCGGGCACUCGCGGCGCUGCUGGCGGCCUGGUCACAUGCUCUCCGGGGAGCUCCGGGAGGGCGCCGGGUAACCUCUAUCCAGCCUCGGCCGCGAGGAGGAGGGAGAAGGCGAGCGAGCAGGGAAAGUGGGAGGAGGAGGGGAAGCGGCGAAGGAGGAGGAAGGGGGGGAGGGGAGCACAAAGAUCCCAGGUCUCCGGCCGGGAGGUUUACCCCGAGGACGAUGUGUGCCGAGCGGCUGGGCCAGUUCGUGACCCUGGCUUUGGUGCUGGCCACCUUUGACCCGGCGCGGGGCACCGACGCGACCCACCCGCCCGAGGGGCCGCAGGACAGAGGCUCCCAGCAGAAAGGCCGCCUGUCCCUGCAGAACACAGCGGAAAUCCAGCACUGCCUGGUCAGCGCUGGCGAUGUGGGCUGUGGCGUGUUUGAGUGUUUCGAGAACAACUCGUGUGAGAUCCGGGGCUUGCAUGGGAUUUGCAUGACUUUCCUGCACAACGCUGGAAAAUUUGACGCCCAGGGCAAGUCCUUCAUCAAAGACGCCCUGCGCUGUAAGGCCCACGCCCUGCGGCACAGGUUCGGCUGCAUCAGCCGGAAGUGCCCGGCCAUCAGGGAGAUGGUGCUGCAGCUGCAGCGGGAAUGCUACCUCAAGCACGACCUGUGCGCGGCCGCCCGCGACAACACCCGCGUGAUGGUGGAGAUGAUCCACUUCAAGGACCUGCUGCUGCGCGAGCCCUACGUGGACCUGGUGAACCUGCUGCUGACCUGCGGGGAGGAGGUGAAGGAGGCCGUCACGCACAGCGUGCAGGCGCAGUGCGAGCAGAACUGGGGCAGCCUGUGCUCCAUCCUCAGCUUCUGCACCUCGGCCCUGCAGAGGCCGCCCACGGCGCCUCCCGAGCGCCACCUGCAGGCGGACCGGGCCAAGCCCUCCCGCGCCCACCACGGGGACGCGGGCACCCGCCUCUCGGAGCCCAGCAGCAGGGAGACCGGCCGAGGUGCCAAGGGCGAGCGGGGCAGCAAGAGCCCCCCAAACGCCCACGGCCGGGGCCGAGCGGCCGCCCACGGGGCCCAGGGAACUUCUGGGAGCAGCGAGUGGGAGGACGAGCAGGCCGAGUAUUCUGACAUCCGGAGGUGAAACCAGAGGCCUGGCUGGGAGACCGUUCCUCCACGCCGUCCAUUUUCUUCUCUGUGGACAUUCCAGAACAUUUGCCAUUGCAGAGGGGGAUGCCCCGCGCAGGAUCUGGAGGGGACUGCGGACUGGAUGCAGGUGUGUGUUGGCGGCAUGAACAGGUGCGGUGGAGACUCCCCAGGCGGCGGCGAGGUCCGGCGGGGCCCACACUUGCGCCUUGAGAAGCGAGAGCGCCACGUGCGCUCCCUGUGGCUUUGUCUUCUCUCCAUCCGUGGAGCACUGGGCGCGACCUGCGGCUUCCUCUGCUGGGGGUGGCGGUGGGCACCCCCGCCCCACCCCCCGGGGCUGGAUCGGGCACUUGGGAGGCAGCGGAUUCCAGUGCAGGAAUGGACCUGAAGAUCUCGCAGGGGCUGAGCAGGGUGGAGAGGAGGCAGGGGCCGUGUGGGUGCCGGGUGCCAAGUGGAAGUGGAGUUUCUUGCAUGGGACCUGGAGGUUUGGAGCUGCUUUCCGGGAGGGGAAGGCGGGAGGGUGAGGGUUCUAAGUGUACCUUCUGAGCCAUUGUUCUGACUGGGGCACCCUGUCCGAGGGCGUGGCCCCUGUGUGUGUGUAUUUUAACCACUGCUUCGAGUCUCGAUGUCACUUUUUAUUUAUCUAGUUACGGCUACAUAUCUGUCAUCUAAAUAAAUGGCUUUCAAACCAAGCAACUGGGUCAUUAAAACCAGCUCAGAGGAAAAACAAACAAGAGGCGCAGCCCAUCUUUGGGGCUGGUUGGUGUGUGUUUGUUUAAGUGCUAUUUUAAAAGGAACUCCAGAGCCACGUCACUGUACAUCUUACUGCCUGGUGGGGCUCGUAACCACUCAGGGCGAACCCCACACACGGAGAAUCUGCCCUCAGCAUCUCGGCAUCUCCCCGGGACCCCCGCCAGCCUGGAUGCCGGGAGGCCACGCUGCGAAGCUGGCCCCUCCACGCUGGAGGAUGGACUCGCUAAUUCCCAUCAGGGAACACCGGCCUUUCACACACACGGAGGGGCGGCCAAGCAUUUGGAGGGCCAGGGCUCUCCAGAUCUGGAUUGGCCGUGUUGCAGCGAGGAAAGGAGGCAGUGUGGACCGAAGACAGGCAGGGAGGAGGGCAGAACCGAAACUCCCCGGAGGAAUGGAUCAGAACCGUCUCUUGCAGUUGCUUCCAGUGUUUCAGACAGAGCCCUUAUCUUUCCUCUGCGGACGGGCGAGAAUGAAAGGGUGUCCCUUCAGCAGCCAGCCCUCCACCAGGAGCCCCGCUGGCAGGCAGGGGGCAGGGUUCUGGGCCAGUCCUUCUAGAGCAGGUCGCAAGCCUUUUCUGGACAGAUCCCGAGAGGCAAUACCCUGAUCUCAGCUUGGCGGGGCUGCGGGUUUCUGUCGCCGCCUCUCAGCUCUGCCACGUGGCACGAAAGCAUACAUACCCGGUCGACACAUCGCAGGCUGGGCUCCGCGCCAACACCGUGCAACAGGCGCCCAACUGGAUCCGGCUCGUGGGCCUGGGUUGGCGGACCCCUGUUCCAGUGAACGAGCAAAAAAACAUGCAUCCCCCGUUUCUGUCAGCUCCCAGCUCGCCCUGCAAGCAGCUAAGGCCAGAGAUAAGCAAACUAAAUGGACCCACUCCAAAGUGACUGGCUGCAGGGAACGCCCUAACCCAGAGCACAGCUCGCGUUUUUGACCCCGAUCACUGCUGCCGGGACUCGGUGCCGGAGGGUCAACCCCCCCCCCAUCUUUUAUGACCCGUGUUGGGUGUUUGUUGGGGGGAGGGGGGCGAAUUGCUGGAGAGAAAGAGCUGGAGCUGCAGAAAGCAGAGGCGAUGGUGCACUUAAUCCGGCUCUGCCCGCGGGCGGGGGGAGGACCGGUGUGUCAGGCUCUGCCAUGGGAACCGAGCGUAAACCGUGGCCGGCUCAUGCCACGGGCCCGGCAGCACGCUGACUGUGCUCCUUACGUCACCGGGAGCUGAGGCAGCGCCUUCUCCCUCGCUGCUGGGUCAGCUGUUCAUUUGUCCGCCGGCGGCUGGGCUGGACGUGCGGAGGCAUCACUUGGCCCUUCCCCUCGGUGUCGACGUGUCACGUGCGGCUUCGAUGGUGAACAUCUGCCGUGUGUAUGUACGGCCUCGGUGUCUUCCCCCGAAGGUGUGACGUCGCUCACUGUGUUCCCCUCGACCCCUGCACCGAUCUCUGCUGUCUGUUCUUCCUGCCGCUGGUGUCUUCCGGCUCCACGGCCGGGUGGCCAGGCUUUCACUCUGGUUCCUCAGGCUUUGAGGCCGCUGAUAGUAUCUAUGGCGAAGGUUCCUCUGCUCAAAACCGACGGAAGUCCGAAUUCCCGUGAGCGCCGGCAGACAGGCGUGUGUGUGACAGAGACGUCAGCAAAGCCGUCAUUAAAAACAGAGCCGGCGCCGGGGCUCCAGGCUCCGGACGUCAGACGAAUCUUCUCCGAGCCCCUCGGAGGAAGGAUGUGAUUUCCAAAUAAAGACGCGAGUUUAUUUUGAGCGCUGCACCCUGACGGGAUGAGCUGAACACCUCUCCUUUGUGUCGACCAAGAGCCCUGUUCUGAAAGCAGAUGGACGACUGAAUCACCUGGAAGGCUGGCACCCGGCGCUAAAGAAACAGCACCGUCCCGGACCUGCAGCGACCUCCCGGCACAGAGACCUGUGAAGGCCACCACGGGAGGCUCCGCCGGCACAACCGGGCAAACGGUGCUCCCGGCCCGUUUCCCGAGGAAGAGCCGCAGAACCGGCACCACGCGCCCCGCUGCGUCCCCAUGUCUGUGUCGGGUCUGGAUUCGGGCAGCAGGGCCUGGACACGGGCACACGGCAUGGUUUCCUCGGAGCAGCAAUAAAGGGUUCAGAUAAAUGGC